Molecule: messenger RNA, 2622 nt
Organism: Esox lucius (northern pike)
Lineage: Eukaryota; Metazoa; Chordata; Actinopteri; Esociformes; Esocidae
Gene: cdk5rap1
Product: CDK5 regulatory subunit associated protein 1
Exons: 13
Coding region: 126-1940 (604 amino acids)
Biological process (GO): tRNA modification; negative regulation of cyclin-dependent protein serine/threonine kinase activity
Cellular component (GO): cytosol; mitochondrion
Molecular function (GO): 4 iron, 4 sulfur cluster binding; tRNA-2-methylthio-N(6)-dimethylallyladenosine(37) synthase activity
Source: RefSeq, a predicted model, not a curated record
UAUGGGUCGUGCUUGAGGACGUAUUUGAAAGGCGGACCGUUGUUUACCGUACCCACCUCGGUGACAGAUGAAUAUCGCGUAUUAUAAUCACUUUUAACUGUCAAUUUGAGUAAAAUGCGACAAACAUGACUAGUAACACCGGUGGUUUGAGACCUCUAUUUCUUACUUUACAACAAUGGUUUCUUAGAUCGAGCUUGCAACAAACUAGGAUGUGUUGUUCAAAGCCAGUUAGUCUUCAUUCUAACAAAGGAAGCAGGGUAGAUACAUUCAAGACGCAAAUAGCCACUGGUCCAAAAUUUCGUGAUUUUGUGAAGGAAUCCUCUAACAAAAAAACCCGUGCCAUCACUAAUGAUUUGAUUUGCAAUGACAAACAUGCCUAUCUCCCAGAGGACUCGGAAAUUGGGAAUUCCAGAACAGUGUGCUUUGAAACUUAUGGCUGUCAGAUGAAUGUCAAUGACACAGAGAUUGCCUGGUCCAUACUGCAGAAGAAAGGAUAUCAACGCACAAGUGAUGUUGCUGAGGCUGAUGUUGUCCUUUUGGUUACAUGCUCUAUAAGAGAAAAAGCAGAACAAACAAUCUGGAACAGACUACGGCAACUCACAGCCAUUAAGAAAAAACGCUCGAAGACCAGAGCCCCCAUGAAAAUUGGAGUUUUAGGCUGCAUGGCGGAGAGGCUGAAGACCGAGCUGCUGGAGAGGGAGAAGCUGGUGGAUGUCCUGGCCGGUCCGGACGCCUACCGCGACCUCCCGCGCCUCUUGUCUGUGGCUGGCGGCGGUCAGCAGGCUAGCAACGUGCUACUGUCUCUGGAGGAGACCUAUGCCGACGUAAUGCCGGUCCACCGCUCCCUUCACCGCCACGGCGCGUUUGUGUCCAUAAUGCGCGGCUGUGAUAACAUGUGCAGCUACUGCGUUGUCCCGUUCACACGAGGUCGAGAGAGGAGUCGCCCCGUCGCCUCCGUCCUGGAGGAAGUCCGUGUCCUGUCCGAGCAGGGAGUGAAAGAAGUGACCCUAUUGGGUCAGAAUGUGAACAGCUACAGGGACACGUCCGAGAGGCUGUUCUGCGGUCCGGAGCCAAGCCAGCUGAGCCGUGGAUUCCGGACUGUGUACCGAGCCCGGCCCGGGGGCCUGCGGUUUGCUGACCUGUUGGACAGGGUGUCCCUCGUAGACCCGGAGAUGAGAAUCAGGUUCACCUCCCCUCAUCCCAAGGACUUCCCAGACGAGGUGUUGCAGCUGAUCGCAGAGAGGGACAACGUCUGUAAGCAGAUCCACCUCCCGGCUCAGAGUGGCAGCAGCCGGGUCCUGGGGGCCAUGCGUCGGGGCUACACCCGCGAGGCCUACCUGGAGCUGGUGGAGAACGUCAAGAGGCUCGUCCCAGGGGUGAGCCUGAGCAGUGACUUCAUCGCGGGGUUCUGCGGGGAGACGGAGGAGGACCACCUGGAGACCUUGUCUCUGAUCCGGGAGGUGCGCUACAACGUGGGCUUCCUGUUCGCCUACAGCAUGAGGAACAAAACCCACGCGUUCCAUCGUCUUCAGGACGACGUGCCAGCCGAGCUAAAGCAGCGGCGGCUGGAGGAGCUCAUCGGCGUGUUCAGGGAGGAGGCCGCCAAGGUCAACGCCGCGCUUGUUGGCAGUACACAGCUCGUCCUAGUGGAGGGUGAGAGUAAGAGAUCAGACCAGGACCUGUAUGGCAGGAACGAUGGGAAUGUGAAGGUAAUCUUCCCUCGACGGGAAGGAUCUGGUCACAACACCGACAUGCCCACUGAUGCUGACGCUGCCCCCAUUAACCCUGGAGACUAUGUCCUGGUCAAGAUAACAUCAGCCAACUCUCAGAGUCUGAGAGGCCACGCCCUCUGCCACACGUCCCUGAGAGACAGAGCAAUACUAUUGUCGGAUCACUGUUAUGACGGACGGCUUGCUUCACCCUCACAGUGCCAAGCUUAGCAGUGCUAUACAGGCCUUUCCCAGGCAUCGCUUGUUGUAAAGUAGGACUUGAUAGACAAAGAUGUUACCUCAAACCCCAGAGACGAAAGACACAAGAUCUGAGUCAAAUGAAAAUCCGUUGUGAUUAAAUGUGUCCAUAAUGAAUUACAUAACUGGACAGAAGUGGGGUACUGAAAAGAGAGAUUGGAAGAUGUGAGCUUUUAAGAACAUGGUGGAUUUAAAGUGUUGUUGUGGAAUUAAAACCAAACCCAGGACACCUUAUUAACAAGCUGAGUUCUUAAAUAUGUUUUCAUGCAGCAUGGAGAGAUGUGUUGCUAGGCACGGAUCUCUACCUGAGUAAAGACACCUACAUAUAUAGGAAGCACGGGAGAUUAGAAAACAAAACGACUUUGUAAAUCCAACACUACGGUGUGUAUACUGUGUCAGAGCACAAGACCUUUAAAAGGAACACCAGGAUCUUUAUCUUACCAGUUACUCAUAAUAAACAGGGUGUUAGUAAAAUGUGGGCCCCAUAUAUUAAGACCUAUGGUCAUCCAUUGUAGUACAAUUUAUAGUCACCUAGAAGGAAAAACGAGGGACCAUCCCUGGGGUGAGUGGUUCUCAUGGACGGUCUAAUACAAUGUCAGACUGUGAUUCUAGAAGAUACAGCUCCGGAAAAAAUGAAGAGACCACUGCACUUUUU